Molecule: messenger RNA, 1080 nt
Organism: Coprinopsis cinerea okayama7#130
Lineage: Eukaryota; Fungi; Basidiomycota; Agaricomycetes; Agaricales; Psathyrellaceae
Exons: 5
Coding region: 1-1080 (359 amino acids)
Source: RefSeq, a predicted model, not a curated record
AUGUCUUUGCCUGAAGGAGAGCUAGGCGACAGAUAUGUGCACCUCUUCGCUGGAGGGUUGUACGCUUCGAUCAACGUCGCUAUGAUUGACUUUGGUAUCCAACUCUUCAUGUGCCUGUAUGGCCUCUCCGUUUUCCUCGACACACCCAAGGCGCUGCGCAAAGGCCGCCUUCCCUAUAUCGCCAUCAGUGCAGCCAUCCUGAUUCUUUCGGCCCUUGCUACAGCAUUAGAUGCGUACACCGAUUUCACAGCAAUGUUUUUCUCGAUGGGACCGAGGGCUUACUAUGAAGCUGCGUUUGCGAUGGAGGGUCAGUGGCCACGAUUUCUGAGUGUGACGUGUUUGGAGGUGUAUGUUUUGCUUGGGGAUGGGUUAUUGCUGUACCGAUGCUAUAUUAUCUGGAAGGACUUCCUAUGGCCGGUACUUCUCCCUGGGCUAAUCUACCUUGCCGUUUUAGGCGUCGAACUAACCCGCAUCGUCCAACGGUGCCGCUACCCCGGAGAAGGCUUCACCGAGGCUUACCUCGACCUGGACAGACUCACAGCAGCACUCUUCGUCCUCCUCACCAUCGCAUCCAACAUCAUUCUCACAGGUCUUAUCGUCUAUCGCCUCCUUAGAGCGCAUAGUCAAUUGUCGAAGGCUUUGCCAGGCAGGAACACGAAGGUGUACAGGAGCAUUGCGGGUAUCCUCAUCGAGUCCGCGCUGCCUCUUGCGGUGUUUGGACUCGGGUUUGCGGUUUGUGAGAUUCUGAGGUUGACGAGGAGCGGGAGCGUGAUUCCACGAGUGGCGGGAUCGUUGGUGUUUAAUGUUUUGUAUUGGACUUUUACGGCCCUUUCGCCACAAAUGAUUAUUUUCCGAGUCACCACGGGCAAAUCAUGGAUGAGCCACGAUGAAAUCACACGUGGGGAUGGGGUUUCGCAACCUUUGAGGUUUAACAGUGGUCCUGAGACCGACUCGUACCUUACGUCUACGGGGGUGAGGACGAGGAGGACCUAUAUGGACGAGGAGAAUCAGAAUUUUGGGCACAAUAGCCCUCAUACCAGUGAGAAGGGUAACGACGCGACAUAUACAACGGUACGAUAG